AUGGAUGUUGCAGUCGAUAACAAGGACGACGAGCUUGAUUAUAGCAGUUUGCCUCGUCUGGUGAUCGAUCCUUACGAGUAUCUUGAGAAAAUUCCGGGAAAUAACGGCCACAUCAGAAAUCAGUUCUUACAGGCCUUCAAUGAAUUGUACUAUCACAUAGAAUAUGAGGAUGUGCUCGACGAAAUUGAUCACAUCGUGACGAUCUUCCAUGAGCUGUCGCUACUCAUUGAUGAUAUUGAAGAUGAUUCCAGCUUUAGACGAGGUUGGCCGGCAGCUCAUACCAAAUACGGAGUACCCUUGACUAUAAAUUGUGGGAACUUGAUGUACUUUGUUGCAAUGAAGAGGGCAACUAGUGUGUUACCUGAAAUAUAUCUGAAGCAUAAUCCCAGGAUAUGUGUGGCCGAGUUGUCGGCGUCGAUUCAGAAGAUAUUGACUAAUGAAAUGAUUAAUUUGCAUCAUGGACAAGGACUUGAUAUCUAUUGGCGAGACACCCCUAAUGUUAUUGAAAACAACUUACCGAGCUUGACCGAGUAUGCUGAGAUGGUGAUGAAUAAGACCGGGGGGCUAUUCAGGCUCUCGAUUAAGUUAUUAGAGCUUUUUUCAACCAGUGAAACGUCCCAACCAUCAAAGAUUCCAUUGGCUAACUUGUUGGGUAUAAUAUACCAGAUUCGAGAUGACUAUCUCAAUUUAGUCGACGAACGUUAUAACCAUAUGAAGGGGACUAGUGGCGAAGAUUUGUUGGAAGGGAAGGCAUCAUUACCUAUUCUUCAUUGUUUGAAGAAUUCUGAGAAAUCACCGGUUUAUCGAAUGCUAACCGAGUAUAAAACUAGCGAAGAAAGAGCCAAGUCGGACCUAUUGAAGGUAGCGAUUCAGUUCAUGGAGGAGGAAACGCAAUCGUUGGCAUUUACUAAACACCUAUUGCUUGAAUAUUGUGACAAGGCCAGAAACGAGAUUGUGCAAACAACUGGCAACAAGGAUUCGAUGUUGAUUCAAAUAAUCCACAAAUUGUCUAUGGUUUGA
This is a messenger RNA of Hyphopichia burtonii NRRL Y-1933, 1020 nucleotides long. It is a transcript of the gene BTS1, whose product is annotated as farnesyltranstransferase. The transcript has 2 exons. The record is from RefSeq and is a predicted model, not a curated record. Bases 1 to 1020 code for a protein of 339 amino acids. Gene Ontology annotation, molecular function: prenyltransferase activity. Gene Ontology annotation, biological process: isoprenoid biosynthetic process. Lineage: Eukaryota; Fungi; Ascomycota; Pichiomycetes; Serinales; Debaryomycetaceae.